CAACUUCUUGACGCGACAUCCGCUAUCCGCUGCUCUACUGGCUGCAAAACGCACUCGUGUCUGCUCAGCAUAGAGAAGGACUGUUUUAAACCCAGGCGCGAUUUCUUUCGUUUAAUUGCUAGCUACAAUGGACCUCUCAGAGCCGGGCGCAGGUUUAGAUUACGGCGUUGUCGAUGUGAAUGCGCCAUUCACUAAGGCAGAGAGGUUGCAACAACUCAGUGAAAUAGACAAGGACAUUGCAUCCCUUCUCGAAAAAGCUGGGCGGGUCAUCGGCUCCCUGAAACCCAAACCUGACUCCGCCCCCGACCCCUCCGCCGCCGAAUCACAAGACCCUCCACAGCUGGCUGCGUGCAAGUCCGCGACGGACGACUUCUUUGCGACCCUGCAGUCCGUCAAUAUUCGCCUCAAGCGUCAGAUCUACGGCCUCGAGGAGGCUGGCAUCAUCACACUGUCGCAGCCUACCAUCACCGCCGCUGGCAAGACCAAGCCCAAGGGGGAGCUCCCAACCAUGAUCAACGCCGUGGUGCCCCCAGUUCAGCCGAACGGCGUGGGCGGUAUGGGCGCGGGAAACCUCGAUGUCGGAUGGCUCAACAGUAGGAGCAACAAGGUCGACCGCGACAUGGAGGCUGAGCUGUGGGCACGUGCCAGGCAACAUCUUGAAAGUGUCGCUGCUGCAGAUACGAACGGUGCUGAUGCCGCUGCUGAUCAUCCAAUGUCUGGCUGAAAGGCUUUAGUAAACGCAGAACGGCAUGUUUGUUUCAUUCUUUACUUACCUCAUACUCUCUUACCUCUCUCCCACUGCCUAGACCUAGUUCUAGUUCAUAUUGGGAGUAGAUGGUGCAGAUAAUUCUCUUGAAUGUCCGGCAUUUUCAACAGGGGCAUGGCGUUUUAGUUUCAAAAAAGAUACCCCUGGCUUAUCGAUGUAAUUUUUCUCUCUAAUUUCCUAAUGUCUUCACGUAUAUUAUAUAUCUCCA
Molecule: messenger RNA, 974 nt
Organism: Pyricularia grisea
Lineage: Eukaryota; Fungi; Ascomycota; Sordariomycetes; Magnaporthales; Pyriculariaceae
Exons: 2
Coding region: 128-724 (198 amino acids)
Biological process (GO): regulation of transcription by RNA polymerase II
Cellular component (GO): mediator complex
Molecular function (GO): transcription coregulator activity
Source: RefSeq, a predicted model, not a curated record